GUCAGUGUCCUCUUAUGUUCCGUUUCAAAUUUCUAUACAGAUGGACAAUAUAGAAACAAUCUCUGGUAGAAAUGAAAUAAAGCGGAUAGAAUGGCCACUAUCAAACCUGUCUAAAAAUGGCGGGGUUUAACGGUCCCUAUUUUAUUUACUAACACAAUAUAAUGCAGUAUAUGGAUUUUUUUUUUAAACACUAGAAACACAUACAAACAUAACUCUCAGCUGUACGAAGUUGCCCUAUCUCAGACAGCCUAUGUAUUUGUCCAAAGGACUGCGUGUAUUUUUAGCGCAGUCAUUUCCAGUGUCAGAGGUAGAAGACACACGCAGAUCAACCCAGUUACAGGACAUUUGCAUGUAGUGUGAAUUUACAGGAAAUGGUUGUGUUCAGGUUUGGCGUCAUCUUGACCCCUGAGUGUUCAGAUAUCGAGGUGUUUGUGUCGGGCUCUCGGCCGGAGAUGGGACACUGGGACCCGAACCGUGCCGUUCCGAUGAAGUCCAGCCGCUCGGUUCUGACCGCCAGUGAGCCGAGCCUGUGGAUCGGAGACGUGCAUCUUUCCGAACCGUACACAGAGAAACUGUGGUUUAAAUUUAUAAAGAAGGUCUCAGGAAACAACAUUUGGGAAGGCAACGGCCCACAACAUGACCGUCACUGCGUGUAUGAUGACAGUAACAUGGUGGAUGGAGUAUACUGCCAUCCGAUUGGUCACUGGAUCGAGGAGACUGGCCAUACAGAUGAGAUGAAAUACACUACUAACUUCUACUUCAGUGUUGCAGGACAGCAGGCCAUGCACUUUUCUCAGGUUCUGCCACGAGUCUGGUUGGGAAGCUGCCCUCGUCAGGUCGAACAUGUGACCCUGAAGCUGAAACACGAACUGGGUAUUACGACAGUGAUGAACUUUCAGACAGAAUGGGAUGUCGUAAACAACUCGCACGGCUGCAGGCGUGACCCCAGUCACCCCAUGACCACAGAGACAAUGGUGCACCUCUACAGAGACUGUGACCUGGCAUACAUCUGGAUGCCCACCCCAGACAUGAGCACAGAGGGUCGUAUACGGAUGCUGCCCCAGGCGGUAUACCUGCUCUAUGGGCUUCUGGAGAAUCAUCACACAGUUUAUGUUCAUUGUAACGCAGGUGUGGGUCGUUCCACUGUGGUAGUGUGCGGUCUCCUGAUAUACGUAUUAGGCUGGAGUCUCAGGAAGGUACAAUACUACCUCACCGCCAGGAGGGCGGCAGUCUAUAUAGAUGAAGAAGCACUUGUACGGGCUCAAGAUGACUUUCUCAUGAAAUUUGGAAGAGUCCGUCCUUCUGUCUGCUACCCAGAGAUGUGAGAACAAUGCCCUCUACUGGUUGGGAGGACAAAAUUGAAAUCUAAAUUGAAUGCAGCUGACCCUUCGUUAAGCUCCGCCCCAUUUGGUUACUGUUGCUCACUCUGACAAGCUCUGCAGAACUUCCAAUUGGAAUGAAUGUGAGAUUGCCGUGGCUUGAACAAUGCAUUUGCAGAAUGUUUCAUUAAAUUCCCUUACAAAAAAUCUAAAGUGCUGACAAACUUGCUGCAACAUUUCCACUCAUUAUUUUCACAUGCAAAUGAGCUUGCUAUUUGCCGAAAAUGUUUGCCAGAAGUUUGCAGCUUUUCACCAGUAGUGGUGAACCUGCAGCAAUCCUUUGGCAACAAUGAAGAGUUUGUGACAAGUCUGGCAGAACUCUAGAUUUUUGUAAGGUUUAUCAAAGUUAUUCCAUCUCAGCAUUUAAGAACUGGCUUUGUUUCAAUUUACGAGUUGGACUUCAAAUUGCAUUGGCCAUGUCCCACAGGAAGUUGAAUUGGAUUAAGAAUUUUGCAUUAAAAUAUCAAGAAGAGAAAUGUACUUAAUUGUAAUUGCAAUUGCAAAGUCACAAAGCAGAAAUAUACUGUAUAACAUUAGUUCAAAACAAGUUUUCAGACUAAAUAUACAAAAUUAAUAUUAAUGUUUUGAUUAAUUAUGCUUCUUUAUUGCCUAAUAUAUUUGGAGGGGGUUUGGUGGUCAACUGAUUAGACAUAUUUCUCUAAACAAAGUUUAGAGAACACAUUCAUUACUGUUGAAGCAAUUAGCACUGCCAUCCAAACAGAUAUAAUUUCACCAUACAGGAAAACAAAAAAGAUAGAUAAAAGUAUCAUGAUGUCACACAGCCAACAACCGUGCUUCAGGGUUCUUUUAAUGUAGCAGCUUUCAGUGGUGGAUAUGGACAGUGCUGUGAUUUUAAUAAUGUUAAGCAUUAAAGUUUAUGUUAAUAAAGUUAUUAUAAAGGUAUAUCUAAUGGUUUACAGUUAAAAUAAUCUACAGUAUGUAGAUCUUUUUGAACUAUCGUCAAAACCAGAUUUAUUUUGGUUCAAUAUUCCUGUAUGAAUUAGUCAGACAUGUAACAGGUUAAUGAAUACACAUCCUCACAUGAUAAAGGCAUUUCUAUUGCCUGAAAAAUGACGAAAUUAAAAAUUUAAACUAACAGGACACAUGCAAUAUGAGUCUUCAUUGCAUACAUUUUUGGUUCACAUAGAGUACAUAAUAUAAUUUGACAUUUAACAUUUUCAGUAUGCAUAUAU
Molecule: messenger RNA, 2572 nt
Organism: Xyrauchen texanus (razorback sucker)
Lineage: Eukaryota; Metazoa; Chordata; Actinopteri; Cypriniformes; Catostomidae
Gene: epm2a
Product: EPM2A glucan phosphatase, laforin
Exons: 4
Coding region: 372-1325 (317 amino acids)
Biological process (GO): protein dephosphorylation
Cellular component (GO): cytoplasm; nucleus
Molecular function (GO): protein tyrosine/serine/threonine phosphatase activity; starch binding; protein tyrosine phosphatase activity
Source: RefSeq, a predicted model, not a curated record